Paramisgurnus dabryanus is the source of this 5394-nucleotide messenger RNA. RefSeq names its product FHF complex subunit HOOK interacting protein 1Aa (gene fhip1aa). The record is from RefSeq and is a predicted model, not a curated record. NCBI's taxonomy places the organism in Eukaryota, Metazoa, Chordata, Actinopteri, Cypriniformes, Cobitidae.
GGAUAUAACACAUGGAAGAGCGGCACUGCGUCGAAGUUCUGUCAGGUGUCGGCGAAAAUGAGCGUUUGGACUUUAAAGGCCAGGGCUCCCUUUGGAUCUAAUUCAAGAUCUCCUCAACCCUCAAAAGAUGCUGAUGUUAUCUUCUUCACAAAAUACUGCAUCCCAAGCUGCAGCUUACAAUAGUCUGGAUGAGGUCUUUAUAGUCUAAUGGUAUGGUGAUCUACUUUUGGCAAAAAUCAACCUGAACAUUAUGGUUUAAUGCUGCUGUAAGCGCACAACAAUGGCAUUUAUGGUUGCCAGAGGGAAUCGAGGUGACCAGGCAUUGGUCCUAAAGGGUGUGGACCCUGAAACAUGCAUGAUUGUUUUCAAGAACCACUGGGCACAGGUGGUGAAAAUUCUAGAAAAGCACGACCCCUUACGAAGUAAUGUGGGCCUCCUGGGCGGAAGUCACAUUCUCAGUGUCAGCGGAGGACUGGGUGCCCUCCGUUUCGGCCAAAUCCCUGGAGAUGAGGCCAGCACGGUGCAAAACUACGUAGAGCACAUGCUCUACCUCCUCAUGGAAGAGGAUUGUGGUGAAAGUGGAGCCAUGGGUCCCAUCCUGGAGUUUGUGGUGAUGGAGAACGUGUUGGAGAGGCUGUUUGUCUGGAGCCUGAGGAGAGAGUUCACGGACGAAAUGAAACUAGAGCAGCUGAAGAUGUACGAGAUGCUGAUUGGACAAGCCAGGCAGCCUUUACUUCAUCAUAAACCCGUGCUCAAGCCCCUGAUGAUGCUUCUGUCGUCUUGCUCCGGCUCCCCGUCACGGCCGAGUUCCGCUGUUGUGGAUGCAGAACUGGUGCUUCUACUGAACCAGCUGUGCUCUGUCCUCACUAAAGAUCCAUCUAUCCUGGAACUGUUUUUCCAUACAAGCGAGGACCAGGGAGCUGCUAAUUUCCUCAUUUUUUCCCUACUCAUCCCAUUCAUACACAGGGAGGGGUCAGUCGGGCAGCAGGCCAGGGAUGCACUGCUUCUUAUCAUGGCACUUUCUGCUGAGAAUCACGUUGUGGCCAAACACAUCGCAGAAAACACUUAUUUCUGUCCGGUUUUGGCUACAGGUUUGAGUGGACUCUACUCCUCUUUGCCCACUAAGUUGGAUGUGCCCAAUGAGGAAUGGCACUGUCUGCAUCAUGAAGACUGGCAGCAGCUGCCUGCUCUUGUGCAGUUCCUUAACUCUUUGGAGUUUUGCAACGCUGUCAUACAGGUGGCUCAUCAUUCUAUCAGAGACCAGCUGGUGGGUUAUAUUCAUAAUGGAUUUCUGGUACCUGUUUUAGCACCAGCCUUACACAAGGUAACACUUGAAGAGGUGAUGACCACCACUGCUUACCUGGACCUGUUCAUACGAAGUGUGACUGAACCCGCCUUGCUGCACACUUUCCUCAGCUUCAUCCUCCUCCAUCGCCAUGACAACGUGUACAUUUUGGACACGCUAGUUAGCCGCAUCAAUACUCCAUUUCAGCUUGGCACAGUGUCUCUGGCUCUGUUCCGCACUCUCAUUGGCUUAUAUUGUGAGGAUGUCAUGCUCCAGUUGAUUUUCAAGUACUUGAUCCCCUGUAAUCAUAUGAUGUUAAGCCAACGCAGAGUCUUGAGAGAGACAGACUGUUACUCGGUGUCAGCCGCUAAGUUCCUCGCCCUCACACCAUCCUGCUGUUCUCCUGAGAUCAUCCCCCCUCUGCUCAGACAGUUGGACUCCAUCCUCUGGUCAAAAGGCAUUGAUGGCUCCCAUACAGGAACUAAAGAAUCAGAAGAGGUCCUCCCAGAGGAAGAUGAUUGUGUCAUUGGCUCAGAGAUUCACCUGGAUGUCAGUUACCUUCACUACUUAUGUGAUGCUGAAAACAGCAUUAAAAACUGCACGCAAGCAUGCCGCGUGUGGUCGGCACCUUAUGAUGGAGAGAACCCCCCUCCAGAAGAAUACCAGCCCAGUACUCUGGAGGAGGCGGGUAGGACUCAUCCGCAGAUAACCAGCAGAACAACAAAGCCCCAAAAGCAUGUGCAUCAGUCUGGUCCACCUGUCAAGGAUAAUACAGCUGCACCUGGAUUAUUGGAGCUAGAGUGGGAUGAUAGUUAUGAUGCUUGUCCACCGGAACCACAGCUAGAGGACGAACAGGACACUCGUCACAUCCCGGACGAGCCCCCACAACAUAUCCAAGAACUGCGGAGAACUGCUAUUAUGAUUGUGAAGGGAUCUUAUAUAGAGGAAUCUGAGUUUCAAAAUGAUGUUAUGGUCUACGAUUUGAUUGCUCAAAAGGAUGCCCAUGACUCUGGUAACACUCAUAAUGCUCCAUCCAAACAUGCUGAAUCAACUAAGUCAGGAGGACCAUCUGAUCAAAAAACGGAAUGUGACUUAUUAAAGAAAGAAUCUUCAAUGAGCAAUGGUGAUCAUAAAGACUAUGCAAAAUUGGAGGGGAAACCUGGACAAUUGAACCCCAAGUCAGCAGCCCCAGAAGGGGAGGACCUUAUGGCACAGUAUGAGGAGCUGAUCAGGAGUCUGGAUGCACCGUCCAGUAGUCCUGUAAAAACAAACAUUGAACUCAGGAGUCCUACAGAACUCAUGGAAGAGGAGGUAGAGUUUACCAGUUUCUUACCAGAGACACCAGAAUUGGAAAAGAUGCCGUUGUCUCCUUUUGGGACAAAACCCCGCAGUGGGAGCAGAAGUCAAGCUGUUCCCUUUACAGGUCCAUUUGUGAGUGUGCUGCUUUCUCGUCUAGAAAACAUGCUGAACAACGGUCUACACGUGAACCUGCUUCUGACUGGCAUCCUGGCACAGUUAGCUGCUUACCCUCAGCCCUUGCUGCGCUCCUUUCUCCUCAACACUAACAUGGUGUUUCAGCCCAGUGUCCGAUCACUAUACCAGGUACUGGCCUCGCUGAAGAAUCAGAUAGAGCAAAUGUCUGCGACCCGUAAAGACUUUCCUGAGCUCCUGACUUCUGCUCAGCACUGCCUGUUGGCCAGAGAGAGCUCUCUCAGAGAUCAGAACUCUCAAAGUCCAAAGAUUGGCGAUGGGCAUCACGGUUCUGAAGCAGACAAAACCAAGCAGAAGAACCCGGCUAUCCAACUCAAAAGUGUGGUUCCCUUAAACAGAACGGAAGUAUAUGCCACAGUUCUUUUCACAGAGUUUCUUAAGGAACUGGCCGCCCUUGCACAAGAACAUUCUAUCCCAUCUCAACCUCCCAUGGAUGAACAGGAUUCCACUUUGACUUGAUCCUUAUUUCCAAAGAUUUUUUAGAGACUUUUAGUGAAAGCAAUAUCAUGUCAAUAAGAUACCUUUAAAUUAGUGGAAACACAUUUUACUGAUUUUUAGACGUUCUCGAUAGGGGAUUUCUUGCCAUCAUAGGGGUUUUUUUGUCAAACAGGAGUUUCAGGACCUUUAACAAUCCAGGUUAUCCAUCAUCAAACUAUUUUCAAUCAAUGUCUCCUGUCGGAAAACAGUCACUCGUUUUGCCUUUAUUCCAUAUCUGUGUCUUAAAUGACAAAGUGCUGGUCAGUAUCAGCUCAGACCAAAGAAUGAUGGCUGAUGAGCAUCACGAGAUGAAGACAUCAUGGAAAGCACAUAAUGCAAUGUAUGGAAUGCAAUGUUUAUAAUUACACUGAUAUGAACGCUAUGCAAACUUCAGUCUAUUUUGUAGGUUUGGUUCAGUAAUGUUAUGGCCUUAUAGUAAUUGUGCCUAUUUCUCAGAAGUCCUUAAACGUCUUAACACUGUCUUUAUGGUUUUAUAAACAAGGUUUGCAAAUUCUGUGUGGUCACGUUAUAUAUGUUUUACAAAACUGACUUUUGUUAGCAUGGUUGAUCACUUAUAUCAGUUUAACUUCCUUUAAGAUUUUUAUAUUGUCUAAGCAGCACAUACUGCAAGUUGUUAAUAUGUUCUCACUCAGUUGUUAAUAAGGGGUAGGGGUCUUUAUUUAUUGGGUUAAGGUAUUAAACAGUUUUGGAGGGGGAGAGAUUUUUUUCACAAAACAUAGUUUGAAACAUUUGCGUUUUGUUCGGUUGAAAGCAUGGUAUUAGAAAGAGGAUACACUUUUUUUUUUUUGAUGCCGUUCACUUAUUUUAAACAAUUCAUUCUGAUCACGAUUGAUGCUUUCUGUUUCAAACAUAGUUGCAUCAUUUUAAACUGAAUUGAAAUUGUAACUUUGGCUUAACUUGAUGUUUUAAUUUUAAAAGAACAUGAUUCAGUCAAAUAUUCAAAACAAUACAUUUUGCUUCUCAUCUAGUUUUCAACAAACUAAGAUUGUUUUAUUUGAAAAUCGUGUUGGGUUUACAUGAUUCGACUUGUAUCUACAUGAAGUAUUUGUUUUUAUCAUGCUAAGUAAAUGUGUAGGGUGUAUUUGUAUUAGUGUAUUUAAAGAAGCAGAAAGAUUGAUUUUUUUUUAAAUUUAGGAACGCAAUUGCUAUGCAGUAACACAUUUGUUUUACUUAUAGGUGAUCAUACAUAAUGUUUAUGAUGAAGAAUUUCUACAGUUUUAGUUUAUCAUAGGUUUAAGUUUUAAACAUCUCAAAUGCACAACAAAAAGUGGCCUUUGCUCUUAAAGAUGUUGCUUUAAUUUUAUAAAAUUAUUAUAUAGUCUCCAGAUGUAAGUAUUUAUAAAAAAAUGCUUGCAUAGCUAAUGCACUACAAAAACAAAUGUAUAUUUUGUACGUGCAAUUCUGUGCAUUUUUAUUGGUGUCCAUGCCACUUUGAUAAACAAAUUACUUAAGCUAUGACAAAUGGGGUGAAAUACCUAAUGUUACAGUAAUAUUACUGUGGUAAAACCUGAUCAGAUUUUAAUUUAAUUGUAUAAUGAAGAUACCUGUUGCCUUCAUAUUGAUCUGUACUAAUUAUGUGAUUCAUACACAUUUUAUUUUUUAUUUAUUUACUAAUUAUAAGACCACACUAUCACGUCAAUCCAGAGAAAUAAAUUAUAUGCAUUUUAAAUGUUUUAUGUGUGUGAUCUUUUUAAAAUGCAAAAAUGUGCAAUUAAACACUAUUGAAAUUUUAAAUGUAUGCACUAUAAUUAGCAAAAAAGAAUAAUAUUAAGAAAUGUCACCAGCUUAUCUGUGUCUGCCUUUGUUUUCUCUUCAGACAGGGAACUGUGUCCUGCUGUGUUGAAUUGUUAGGAGCACACAAAGUCAUGACAUCUUUAGACUUCCAAGUAAUUUGUCAAUAACACUGCCAGUCUUAAGCCAGAGAUAUAGCCAAAUGACUUGCUUACAAAGUGUGUGCUAAAUAUAUUAUGUGGGUUUUAUAGACAAAAUGUAUUCAGAUUAGGGGCAUCCCAAAAAAUACUGUAUUUGCUUUGGUAAACUGUUGUUGUAUACUGUAAUAUAUUAUAGUUUGUUACGUGUAGUAAACAGACUGUAAUGAAUGCCAUAGUGUACUUCAGUAU